Catharus ustulatus (Swainson's thrush) is the source of this 3175-nucleotide messenger RNA. RefSeq names its product double PHD fingers 3 (gene DPF3). Bases 70 to 1101 code for a protein of 343 amino acids. NCBI's taxonomy places the organism in Eukaryota, Metazoa, Chordata, Aves, Passeriformes, Turdidae. The transcript has 11 exons. Gene Ontology annotation, biological process: nervous system development. The record is from RefSeq and is a predicted model, not a curated record. Gene Ontology annotation, cellular component: nBAF complex; nucleus.
UGGCUGGCCGCUUCCCCUGAGCGAACCUUUAGAACUCCGAGACACAAUAUUCUGUUACAUUGUAGCAAAAUGGCGACUGUCAUUCACAACCCCCUGAAAGCACUCGGGGACCAGUUCUACAAAGAAGCAAUUGAGCACUGUCGCAGCUACAACUCCCGGCUCUGUGCCGAGCGAAGCGUCCGCCUUCCCUUCCUGGAUUCGCAGACUGGGGUAGCUCAGAACAACUGCUACAUCUGGAUGGAGAAGAGGCACAGGGGACCAGGCCUGGCCCCAGGUCAGCUGUACACAUACCCAGCACGUUGCUGGCGCAAAAAGAGGCGUUUGCAUCCCCCUGAGGAUUCCAGGCUGAAGCUGCUGGAAAUUAAGCCUGAAGUUGAUCUGCCUCUGAAAAAAGAUGGGUUCACCUCAGAAAGUACAACCCUGGAAGCCUUGCUGCGUGGAGAGGGAAUAGAGAAAAAAACGGACACUAAAGAGGAAGACACUAUACAAGAAAUCCAGAGGGUUUUAGAAAAUGAUGAAAAUGCAGAUGAAGUGAACGAGGAAGAAGACUUGGAAGAAGAUAUUCCAAAACGAAAGAACAGGCCUAGAGGACGGCCAAAGACACCCACCUGGAAAAAAAUUUUCCAGAAAAAUGCUCGGGGAUCUGGAGGUGGCAGGAGACGGAAUGAUGCUGCCUCCCAGGAUGAUCAUGACAAACCCUAUGUUUGUGACAAUAGUUACAAACAAAAGCAUAACUCAAAAAUCUCCGACAAAGUCUGUGGCAAGCGUUAUAAGAACAGGCCUGGGCUGAGCUACCACUAUGCUCACACUCACCUUGCCAGCGAAGAGGGUGAUGAAGCCCGCGAGCAGGAGACCCGCUCUUCCCCUGUCCACCGAAAUGAAAACCACAAACCCCAGAAAGGACCAGAUGGGGUCAUCAUUCCCAAUAACUACUGUGACUUCUGCCUCGGAGGCUCCAAUAUGAACAAAAAAAGUGGCCGGCCUGAGGAACUUGUAUCAUGCUCAGACUGUGGGCGCUCUGUCAGCCUUGCCCUCGUGGAUUCCAGCAGCCUUCAAGCAAGACAUUUCAGAAGAAGUUCGAGAGAAGCCAGGAUGCUUUGACACUUCUUUCCUUUCCCUGAGUCUUCCGUACCUGAGUUCCAUCUGGCAGAGGAGCCUGGACUGUGGGAAGUUGGCUGCCAACUGUUGAGAGAAGUUCUGGGGAUGCCCUAAGCUGGUGCAAUACAAAGAAGUUUUUUGAAGUCUUGAUUUCACUUUCUUUUAAGUGUGUGUAUAAACCCAGGUCAGACUGGAAUUGAUCUACAGUAGAACUGACUGAAAAACAAACUGAAAAAGACAACUAUUUUAUUUAUUUCGAUAUUUAAGAAAGAAGUGCUGAAGUUGCACAGUAUUUUUGUUUGAAAUACAUUUUACUUCAAAUUUUAAAUGCAAUUUUGUGAAGACAUGAAAUUUUAAAAAGCACUUACUGUAAAAUAAAGACUGAAUAUUUACUUUAAGGAAAAAACUUUUUUUAAAUAAUGAAAAUAAAGGUCAACUCUGCUCUCUCUCUUACUUUAAAGAAGCCAUUCAUACAUGUGCUGGGUAUCUUUGUUUUUUGAAAAUUGGAUGUGGUAAGUGAAGAUUGUUCUGGUUUAUUUUCUCCUUAAUAAUGUUAUCCUGUUAGAUGCUUAAAAUUUACUUUGCUGUACUAUGUUAGGCACAAAUCUGAACAAAAACUGUUGGAGUAGCGAAGACCAGGCUCAGUGGUUGAAUUUUUUUGUUACCAGAUUUUGUGUCCAUUUCAAAGGACUGUCUUCUCCCAGUAGGAUUGAUGUGUCUCUUCUGCAUGGUAAAAGAUGUUUGCUCUUGAGAACUCUGUGAAAUACUUCUGCUGAAAUAUGGGUUUAAGAACUGAAAACAACUCUGUUCAUUUUUUAAUUAUUUUUUUGCUUUGGUAAUUCCACAGCUGAUUGUGAGUUGGUUGUAAGGGAAGUAUCUAAAUGUUAGGUGCUCUUGGCGUGGAUUUUGUUGUCAAGGACGAUGUAAUGUGUAGAAAACUUGCGUACUUCACUUUCUGAAGUGGUAGUGGACUUUGAAAGGCAUACAGGUGCAACCACAUGUUUGCAAUAAGCAACACAGGUUACUAUGCAGGAGAAAAAUACAAGUUCCCACAGCUGCAAUCCUAAGUUGUCCUGUGAGGCAGCAGGGAGGGAUGGUCACAUCCCAAGUUCUGAGUUGUUAGGCAUUUUCCCAGUGAAAAGGGUGUUCUUCCUUGUACAAGCACUGGAGGGUUUUGUUGGCUGCCAGAUCUGCUCGCAGUGAAUAGCACAGGUCUGUUCAUUGUCUUGGGUGAUGCAGUCUAGUAGGGAUGCAGGAUGACUUCGUGUCUAGGAGAAGAGUAUUGGACUUGGCUCUGUCUGGCACCCCUGUUACAGAGGAGAAACAAACUGAGGGCAAACCACACCAACAGUUACUGGGAUUGACUCUCAGGGUACAGGCAGAAAUAAAGUAGUUUUGUUAACGUGGCUUACGUUGGCUUUCAGAAUGAAAAAACUGUCUACAAAAAUGCAUGCUGACUAGGUGAAGCUGACAGAAAACCUGAUACUGUGCUGUAUUUCUUGCACACCUAGAACACAAACUCACCUCACUGAGAGGUUUCCAUGUGUCAGUAGCAGCAAACUUCUACUCUUCUCCCUCUCCCUUCUCCCACUUCUUCCCAGAUUAAAGCAUAAAGUCAAAAAUGACCAUGUAAGGUAGUCAUGCUCCAAGUAAAUUAAAUGAAAAUUUGUGUCCUAAUUGGGCUCUUUAGCAGGAUGGGUUUGGUUUCUUCGUGUUGUUGGUUUCUAAACUUGCAGUGGGGAAUUGCCUGUAGAGGGAAAAAAAAAAAAAUUAAUUUCAUCAAAAUAUGAGACGCACAACUGUAAUGAAGAUUUGAAAACUGUAGGGUGUGUGUUCAGUUUGUGUAAUAUUCCUUCCAAAUAAAAGUUUUGCUUCCAGCGUCCCUACUGUAUAUUCCUCUGUAAAUAUUACUUUCCCAAAGCAAUUCCAAAAAGUCUUUUUUAGUGCAAAUAUCUUCUUUUAAAAAGACAUUGUUGAGUAACAUAUAUGUACAUUUACUUUUCUAAGCUCUCCAUUGUUUAUAAUACUCUCUUUGAAGCUUAAAAUAAAACUUCCUCCUCUAUUGAUUUUGUUUCCC